UCGCUGGCAAGCAGCAUCGCGCCGUACGCCCCCUCCCUCACUUUCCCCAACUCCCUCUCCAGUCUCCACUGUCACACUCCACCCUCUUGCCUCCCCGCGUCGGCGACCACCACCACCAUGGCCGCCGCCUCUCCUCCUCCGCUCGCGCUCCUCACCCUCACCCUCUCCCUCACCCUCUCCCUCGCCUCCGCCGGCCUCGUCCUGGACGACGGCUACACCGUCACCACCGCCGCCGACCUCAACCACCCGGGCGCCCCCGCCGCGCCCCACCCCUACGCGCUCCUCCCGCGCCCGCGCGCCGGGGACCUCGUCCUGCUCGACUCCGCGGCCUCCGCGCUCUACACCCUCGCCCUCCCGCUCUCCGGGGGCGCCGCCGCGCGGACCCUCGCGGGCGGUGGUGGCGGCCCCGCCGGGUUCGCCGACGGGGAGCCCCGCGACGCCGCCUUCGACCGCCCCCGCAGCCUCGCCGUCGACCACGCGGAUAACGUCUACGUCGCCGACCGCAUGAACGGCGCCGUCCGAAAGAUCGCGCCCUCCGGUUUUACUACUACAAUUGCUGGAGGGCGCUCAAAAGGGCCUGGUCGCAAGGAUGGACCUGCACAGAAUGCUACAUUCUCUUCAGAUUUUGAGCUUGUUUAUGUCCCAAAAAUGUGUGCUCUGUUAGUUACUGACAGAGGAAAUCGUUUGAUCAGGCAAAUCAAUCUAAAACAAGAAGAUUGUGCACGUGAGACACAGCCAGGCUUGGGAACAACUUCGGUGUCAAUUAUUGCAGUGCUAUGUGCACUGCUUGGUUCAGUUAUUGGGUUCUCCAUUCGGCAUUUCUACCCUGCUCAUGCAGGAAGUCUCCAUCAACCGCUUUUUCAGGAGGAUGCAGAUGCAGUACAAGACAAUCCAGAGGACGGCCGCUCUGAUCAGCUUCUCCGACAUCAGAAGCGUAGCUGCUAACUCCACGUUUCACGCCCUCCUGCUGAAGCUAGUUAGAGUUUGUGUUGGCUAUCUAAGUGUUGUGUUCCCUAGCGUUAGGUUAGAGAAACGAGCCCCUGUUAAGCCUUGUCCUUCUCUUCUUGAUUUAGACUACCCUGUUGUUACUAGUACUGGUCCUGACAACAAGGCAGAUGAAUCUACUGAGCUAGUGGGGAAUUUCAUCGGCUUCGAUGGAGAUACCAGUUCAGAGGAGGAUAAUGUGCCUGCAUCUUAUGGCAAGGUGCCUGCUGGUGAAUUGGUGGCGCUUCUAGAUGGUCCAGAACUCAGCAAUAAGAUAGAUGACAUGAUCGAGGCCAACUUAUCGGGCUUUUCAGGUCAAGAGAAUAAUCAUUGCUCAGCUGUCAAAUGUUCUGGUAUAAGCAGGAGGAGGAGGUUGCAUGGAGAGAGUAAUGUUCUCUAAGCUUGAUUGCCUGUAUGCACGCAUUUGCUUGGGGUAUUGUCUCCAUGUUGCUAUCUGCUGUAGUAGCGCCUAACUAAAAAACCUAUCGUGUCAGUAUAUUCUGCUCUAUCGAAUGUAAGUACAAUAACUAGAACUGAUAUGUGCUCGUCUUAAGUGGUGAUGUCAUGUAUAAGUGUGAUCAGGGUAUGGUAAGCUCAUGUAAUGAUUGUUACUGCUGCUAUUCUCGUGUCAAAGCUUUGUCAUGCCUGUUAACGUAUGGAAUUUAUAUACUCUACA
This is a messenger RNA of Oryza sativa Japonica Group (Japanese rice), 1660 nucleotides long. RefSeq lists its product as uncharacterized. NCBI's taxonomy places the organism in Eukaryota, Viridiplantae, Streptophyta, Magnoliopsida, Poales, Poaceae. The record is from RefSeq and is a predicted model, not a curated record.